This is a messenger RNA of Neoarthrinium moseri, 1758 nucleotides long. RefSeq lists its product as uncharacterized. Gene Ontology annotation, cellular component: nucleus; cytosol; perinuclear region of cytoplasm. Gene Ontology annotation, molecular function: small GTPase binding; GTPase activator activity. The transcript has a single exon. Lineage: Eukaryota; Fungi; Ascomycota; Sordariomycetes; Amphisphaeriales; Apiosporaceae. The record is from RefSeq and is a predicted model, not a curated record. Gene Ontology annotation, biological process: nucleocytoplasmic transport; activation of GTPase activity. Bases 1 to 1758 code for a protein of 585 amino acids.
AUGGAGACCCAACAGGCCGCAUCCCUUCUGCGGGCGGCUCAUGAGUCCAACUACGUGGAUCUCUCGGCUGACCUUCUCGACUUCCCCCGGCGGCGCUCACAUCUCCGUCGCGAUGAAGCACAGCAGAUCGCCUGCGCCUUGUUUCCCGAGUUUACAGAGGAAAAAGCAAUUAUACGCUAUGAAGAAUGGCUCAAACUUGCAAGGUCUGCAUACAUAUCUCGACAGGCUGCAGAACAGCUACGGAAAGCGAAAGAAAUGGAGAGUAGACGACCGGAUCGGCUCCACGAGCCUUGGGACCCAAUCAAUGAUCCCCUGGAUCUCGGUGGCCCUAAAGCCCUGCCAAUGCCAGUCCGGAUUGGUAAGCAGGAGGAUUUUGAAGACUGUUUCGCGUUCCUGAAAAGCAAUGCGGAUGAUCAGGUUGGAGGCUUAUUUGACAUGCCAGACACUUCGUCUGCACAUCCAGAUCUUGGAUUCAUUCGUGGUGAGGAGCCAGUUUACAAAACUAGGAUGAUCGAAUUCAGAAGGGGUGUGGUGUAUGAAGACGGAAGGCUCGAUCUCUGCAAAAAAGUGGUUGGUCCGGAUCAUAUCGAUGAUCUGAUGGAUUCAUUAGAGAACAACACUCAUAUCAGACACUUUCUCCUGGGCAACAACGUCAUCACCAACCAUGGAGCACGAAGAAUUGCCAAAUUCAUCGAAGACCAUCCUGAUAGAAUGGAGACUUGGUACCUCGCCGGAAAUCACAUCAAACCAGCUGGAUUACAUGCCAUGGCAAAGUCGCUACAGCGCAGCCAAGUGCUCACCAACCUGUGGCUGAAAAGGAAUCCGCUUGGCCCUGGCAGUGUCGAUGAUCUGGUAACGAUAUUCAAGGGCGCAGCAAACUUGAGGGUCUUGGACAUUGAAGCCUGCGAACUCGGCGACGAAGGCAUCAGUGGCUUGUUUGAAAGACUCCAGGACACCCAAAACCGCCUUGAGACUAUAUUCAUGAAUGGAGAUGGUAUUGGUGUCGCAGCUGCCACGCAGAUUGGUCAAUUUCUACGCUCACCUAAUUGUCAUCUAAGAUACCUCAUGAUGUCGGGCAACCCUUUAGGUGACUCGGGUGCUUCGGCCCUUUCAGCCGGUCUCUCCGCGAACACAACCUUGGAAGUGCUCACAGUUGCAUCCUGCGGUCUUUCCAGCCUGGGAAUUUCUCACAUAUGCGAUGCGCUAAUUCAGCAUCCUUCAAUCAGAUCGGUGGAUAUCAGCUCCAGAUUCACCACGGCUGAUCUGGGGCAACGCUUCAAUCACAUUAGCGACGAGGCUGUUGAAGCCAUCAAACAUCUCGUAGCCAACCAAUCUCUGCGAUUCCUCGAACUAGGCUAUGCGGCUCUCUCCCACCAGGGCCUGGAAGAGAUCCGUGAUGAAGUUGCCGCAGGCUCGUCGCUCGUAGGGUUCUCUGCCCAGCGGAUUAUCCCCCCUGAAGAGACAUCAGCUGCAGGUAACACAUGUUCCUUGAGAGUGCGGCAAGCACUAGAGGCAAACUACCUCAAGUUCUAUGGCGGCGUAGGUCAAGUUGCUGGCGGAGUUCCAUAUGACGACUUCAUCGACAAAAAUGGUGGCUCGAGACUGCUGAGAAAUUGCCCGGAUGUCAGGCUUAUUGACUCGGUAUACAGGGUUAGGGACAAAGGUGCCACAUCCAGCGGAAGGGCCAGAAAAUUCUGGGACCUCGAUGUUGACGGCGAGGAUAAAAGAAUCUGGGAAAGACUGGAUGCUAUACAAUGA